AAACCGGGUUUCUGUGUUUGUUCACAACCCUCAACGUUUGCCUUUUCUGCCCCACUCAAUUCUCUGGGCAUUGUCAAAAGGCAUCUCCAAGCUCUUGUUCCAAGCGCGUUCAAUUAGGUCUGAUACAACAUGUCUUCCCUACGGCCUCAUGACGAACAGUACACUGGCGACCCAUUUGCAGAUCGACCACGCCAGACCCACUUCCAGGAGCCACCUCUUCGUGUUUAUGAUGGUUCAUCAGGCUCGCCCUUUGAGAGUACCACAACCUUACCCCGCGAGUUCGGCGGCGCCAAUUAUGUAGAUGAGGAUUAUGCUGAAAAGCUUCCGCUCACCGGAGGUGACAACUAUAAUCCUGGCGGCUUUUAUCCACCAGCACCAGUCGAUCCUUCAGCCUAUGGGGACCCCUACGCACGCCCUUUGUCUUCUAUGUCAUCCACAACAAAUGGCGCAGACACUGCUUGGAGGCGCCGUCAGACCAUUAAGCGUGGGGUAACGCGUAAAGUCAAGCUCACAAAUGGUAACUUCAUUGCCGAGUACCCUGUCCCAACCCCAGUCCAUAGUGCCAUUGAAGCAAAAUAUGCCGCCACCAAUACUACUGAAUUUUCCCACAUGCGGUACACUGCAGCAACGUGCGACCCGGACGAUUUCACAGAGGCCAAUGGCUGGUCUUUGAGAACCAAGAUAUAUGGUCGGCAAACCGACUUGCUCAUUGCCGUUACGUCUUACAACGAAGACAAGACACUUUAUGCUAGAACACUCCAUGGCGUCAUGAUGAACAUUCGCGACAUUUGCAAGACUAAACAGUCAAAGUACUGGCGACGAGCGGCUGAAGAAGGUCUGCCUGGCUGGCAGAGAAUCACAGUUGCCCUUAUCGUCGAUGGACUGGAGCCUAUGGACAAGAGCGUAUUGGAUAUCUUGGCCACAGUCGGCGUCUACCAAGAUGGUGUCAUGAAGAAACAAGUGGACGACAAAGACACUGUCGCACACAUUUUCGAGUAUACCACUCAGUUGUCGGUUGACGCCAAACCUCAGCUUGUGCUUCCUCAUGAAAACGAUCCCAAUAAUUUGGUCCCCGUACAAAUCAUUUUCGUUCUAAAGGCUAAGAAUCAGAAGAAGAUCAAUUCGCAUCGGUGGUUGUUCAACGCCAUCGGUAAAAUCUUGAUGCCCGAAAUUUGCGUGCUCAUUGACGCCGGUACCAAACCUGGACACAAAUCCAUCUAUUAUCUCUGGGAAGCGUUCUACAACGAUGCCCAUCUUGGUGGGUGCUGUGGUGAAAUUCACGCCAUGAUUGAGGGUGGUAGGAAGCUCCUAAACCCCCUGGUCGCUGCCCAAAACUUCGAGUACAAGAUGUCCAACAUCCUUGACAAACCACUGGAGAGUAGUUUCGGCUAUGUAUCAGUGCUUCCUGGUGCUUUCUCCGCGUACCGGUUUCGCGCGAUCUUGGGUCGGCCACUAGAGCAGUAUUUCCACGGUGACCACUCUUUGGCCGACCGUCUUGGCGCGAAGGGUAUCUACGGCAUGAACAUCUUUACCAAGAAUAUGUUCUUAGCUGAGGACCGUAUAUUGUGUUUCGAGCUCGUCGCCAAGGCUGGCGAUAGGUGGACGUUGACGUAUGUCAAACCGUCCAAAGCGGAGACGGACGUACCAGAAUCCGCAGUCGAGCUGAUUGGUCAACGUCGUCGGUGGUUGAAUGGUUCAUUUGCUGCUUCAGUUUACGCUUUGGUGAAUUUCUUCCAACUCUACCGUUCUGGCCACGGCAUCAUCCGCAUGUUCUUCUUCCACAUUCAAGCUCUUUACAACAUCUUCUCAUUGAUCUUCUCGUGGUUUGCAUUGGCGAAUAUUUGGUUAACAUUCAGCAUCAUCAUCGACCUGCUCCCUGGGCAAGGCAUUAUCAUUUUCGGCACUGCGGACGUCACACACUGGGUUAACUUGGCUUUUAAAUGGAUCUACCUUGCCUUCCUCGCGCUACAGUUUGUGCUAGCUCUUGGUAACAGACCGAAGGGUGAACGAACGGCAUAUGCAACCACGCUAUGGGUUUACGCCUUCUUGGCCGUUUACCUUCUCGUGUGUUCUUUCUGGCUAACCAUCAAGGCGUUCGCCAACAUUCCCAACGAGCUGAAGAACAAGACGGUAUCUGCAGUCAUUUUGACCUUCUUAACGCCUCCUGUUGGUGCUUUGAUUGCUGCGAUGGUCUCCACUUUCGGCAUCUACUUCUUUGCAUCGUUCCUCUACCGGGACCCCUGGCAUAUGUUUUCCAGUUUCUUCCAAUACCUAUGCCUGGCACCAAGUUUCACGAACGUACUCAACGUUUACGCAUUCUGUAACUUGCACGAUGUGUCCUGGGGUACAAAGGGUAGUGACAAGGCAGAAGCUCUGCCAUCGGUCUCGUCGUCUAAGACCAAAGAUGCGGAUGCUCCUGUUGUCGAAGAUACGCACCGCAUCCAAGAAGAUGUGGAUUCUGCAUUCAAGGAGACCGUCACUCGCGCAGUGACCAAGAUCGAUGUCAAGGAAGCGGUUGAGAAGCCGACGAUGGACGAUCAGAACAAGACCUUCCGUACGCGUCUUGUCGCCUUCUGGAUGCUUACGAACGCUGGAUUGGCGGUUGCCAUUGAGAACAUCAACGGUCUCACGUCCGCUUCAGAUGCGGUGCUGGACGCGCAGGAGCUUCAAACGAAGCAAAACAUUUACUUUGCUGUCAUCUUGUACUCCACAUUUGGUCUCGCUGCUGUGCGGUUUACUGGGUGCUUGUGGUACUGGUUCAAACGCAAUCUUUUCAGAUGCUGCAGGAGGAAUUAAUCCGUGGAUCGGCUUUUCUCUCUUUCUUGUGUUUGGUGAACAGAAUUUAUCUUGUGCAUGCAUGGACUUGAUGAAAACAGCUAUCAUCUACUCUCCUUUCGUAUCCCUCUUCGUUCGAUCGUAUUAUGCAGCUGGACAAUCUGAACUUCAUGAGUAUCAUCUUACACUACCCGGGUUGACGUAUCACUCGUUUUUAUACACCUAGCCUAUCUUUGUCUGCGCCAAAGGAGUAGAUAAAUGGUUACUCAACAAAUGAAUGGCAGUCUUAAUUUCAACUUCGAGCA
Messenger RNA from Suillus paluster, 3080 nucleotides. RefSeq names its product glycosyltransferase family 2 protein. Gene Ontology annotation, cellular component: cell septum; cell periphery. The coding region runs from base 130 to 2796 and encodes 888 amino acids. NCBI's taxonomy places the organism in Eukaryota, Fungi, Basidiomycota, Agaricomycetes, Boletales, Suillaceae. Gene Ontology annotation, molecular function: chitin synthase activity. The transcript is spliced from 15 exons. The record is from RefSeq and is a predicted model, not a curated record.